ACCGGAAAGCCGGCUUGUCUCCAUUCUAGAGAAGUGGCCGUUCUUGUUCUCCAAUACAUUAGCAACACAUCUUGACGUAUAGCAAGUAAUGUGUUUCGAGGGCAGACUUGUUCUGCCGCGAUUCAUCACUGCAUUGUGUUUGUGCUGUAAGAUAAUAGGAAUUGUAAAGUUGCGUUUUAGUUACUCUCUAAUCUUUAUUACGUCUUAGUUGUGUUGUUAGCUAGCUAGCUAACUACCUGCCAGCCCGCUGGUGCGUUAGCUGCCAAGCCUAAAGGCCGAGCCGCCCGUCAUCCAACACUGUCUGAUAAAGUAUCUUAAUGGGGAAAAAUAGGACCUCAUAUCUGGAAAACAACUAUUAAUUCAAUAGAAGUGAAUCAUUCGGGCAACCCCGCGCCCGUCACAUGCCCGAGCAAGGCCCCAGGAUGAAUGGGUUUUCUCUCGGCGAACUAUGCUGGCUGUUCUGUUGUCCGCCCUGCCCCAGUCGCAUCGCGGCUAAGCUGGCUUUCCUCCCACCGGAGCCCACGUACUCGAUGCACAGCGAUGCUAAUGGGGUAACUAGCUUACAUUUAACUGAACGGGCAGACUGGCAGUACUCUCAACGUGAGCUCGAUGCCGUGGAAGUGUUUAGCACCAGAAGCAGCCGGGGUAAUCGGGUUGGGUGUAUGUUUGUGCGGUGCGCCCCGAACAGUCGCUACACGCUGCUGUUUUCCCACGGUAACGCUGUGGACUUGGGGCAGAUGUGCAGUUUUUACAUCGGCCUCGGCUCCAGGAUCAACUGCAACGUGUUCUCCUACGAUUACUCAGGCUACGGGGUCAGCACUGGCAAGCCCUCUGAGAAGAACCUGUAUGCGGACAUCGAGGCUGCCUGGCAGGUCCUGAGGAACAAGUAUGGCGUAACACCUGAGAACAUCAUCCUGUAUGGUCAGAGUAUCGGCACUGUGCCUACCAUAGACCUGGCUGCUCGCUAUGAAUGUGCUGCUGUCAUCCUCCACUCACCACUCAUGUCAGGGCUUCGGGUGGCCUUCCCUGACACACGGAAGACUUACUGCUUUGAUGCCUUCCCCAGUAUUGACAAGAUGUCGAAGGUGGCGUCCCCAGUGCUGGUGAUCCACGGUACGGAAGACGAGGUCAUCGACUUCUCCCACGGUCUGGCCAUGUACGAGCGCUGCCCCCGCGCUGUCGAGCCACUGUGGGUGGAGGGAGCCGGUCACAACGACAUUGAACUGUACGCCCAGUACUUGGAGAGACUCAAACAGUUCAUCUCCUUUGAGCUUCCCACAUCCUGAGGGGAGUGCAGCACUCAGGCCUGGGUUCACACUCAAGAAGCCGCCUCCUUCUCAUCUCCCACUUUCUUCUUAGCAUUGGGGCAGGACUGGAGUCAGCUGAUCACACCGGUCUCCCCUAACCUUGGAGCCAUUAUAGGGUAGGAAUGUGUAGUGGACUGGAAGAGGAAAAAAGGGUUUAGUGUUGAGGUACAGGCGAGAGUCAGUGGCCAGUACCGGCCGGGAGUUAAUAUAUAUUGUCCCAAAACCUGGCUGGUGCUCCUACACGUGGACACAUGUCAAUGAGCCCAGGCCAAGGCAGUGUUUGCACUCUCUGCUCAAUCUGAAUUCCUUCUGAACUCCAGCUCUCCUUCCCUUCCUCUACUCACUCGGUCUCCCUGAGUGUUUCUGUGUCAGUGUAUCUCACUGUGAGCGUCAGUCUGUCACAUUUCCUUAUUUUUCCCUCUGUUCCUCCCAUCCUUGCUUCUUUUUUUUUACCGAGUCUUUGCAGUGUUCAACUUGAUUUUUAUAUUCUUUUAUACCAGGUGAAGAAGUAUCAAUUUUGCACUUCGAAAUACAAGUGUUUUACCCUUUCUUUAUUUUUAAGUUACCAUUCAGGGUUUACCAAACAAUUGCACUUUUAUUGUGCAGAUUUUCCAGGUAAAGAUUUUUCUUUUUGGAAUGUGUAUAUUUGAUUCUUUUUUGUUGUCUGCAUUCCAUGUUUUUAAUGCAGGUAGAACUUGUGUUCAGUUGGGGUGUGUUUUUAGAAGCUGUUAACCAGAGUGCUCAGCUGCACAUCUGGCCUUUGUUGUUGUGAUCAUGCUUCUCUCUCAUACAGGAAGACAAUAAUGCCAAGCUUCAUUAGGAAAUAUAAUAUGCCUUGCUCAUUGCCACCCAUACAAAUCUGGGAGAUUAUUACUUGCAUACUUGCAUACUUUAGAGCCACUGGUAAAUUGAGCAGUCAGCACAUGUGUCAAUAUAAAGCCAACAUUUAGAGUUUGUCUAUUAACAAUGAUUAACACCACGAAAGGCUGCAGUAAAGCGCAAUGUGCACCUCGGAAAGUGUUUAUUGCAAUAUGUUGUGAUUGGUGGAUCAUCGACAUGUAAAACGUAAUGCUGAUCGAUCUCAAUGAUCUGUUCUCAACGGGUCAUUGAUAUAAUCUGAUGUUUCACAAUAUAAAACACUUUGGCAUCUGGUGAAGCCAUUGAUGGAAAAAUUAAUAUUUCUCUGUUACACACAGUCUAAUUAGCGUGUUCAUUUUGUGUGUGCAUCAAAAUGCUCACUUAUUGUAUCGCACCAGGUGCUCACCAUUGCCAUGUAAUACAGAAGCUUUCCUCAGUAGGGAGAGCAGCCGGUAUCGGGCUGUCCUGUAAUAAACUGGAGAUCAUGUGGUGAUCAGACUUGGCUCGGUGCUCUGAACUACAGCCGGGAGCUUGGUGCUGGGUCACCUGCAGACCGAUGACACUGAACGUUGAACUCCGCUCCAUGUGGAGGUGUUCAAUGUGAACACGCUGUCGCUGGGUUUUUGUGUUAUCAGUAAUUUCACACUACAAAUGAAGCCUUAUGUUCGUAAACAUUUCACCCAGUCCUGUUGACGACAGCAGGUCUUCAGGGGGACUGAGAACUGCUGCUAACCAUCAGAUAAAUCAGUCAUUCAAUCACUGUGAAAGCCAGACAGUUUGGGGUCUACUGAAACGAUCCUGACCACUGUCACCCCCUUCAGUCAGCCAUGUGCUCCUGCUUGCAGUCGGAGAGGGUCCUCUCUUACCAACGCUACGUCUGCUGAGCCCUGUGGCGGUUUGCUGCUGUUCAAAGACAAAGAACCACGAUGGGGAAAUGAAAUGCUGUGGAAAGCAAGGCAUGCAAAUCCCUCUUAUAGUUGCAGACAUUUCAACUGUUUUAAUUGUUUGUUCUUUUACCCUUGCAAAGUAAAACACAAAUACCUCCUGUUUCAUGGAUUGUGGAGUUCCAUUCAUACAUUGUCAUAUUCAUGUAAUGUGUUUAUGUAACUCUAACUCUGUUCAUCUGGUCACAUGACAUCUAUUCUUCUGUCCAUCCGGGGAGAGGGAUCCUCCUCUGUUGCUCUACAGAAGGGUUUUUCCUGAUCCGAUGUGAGGUCAAAGGUCAGAGAUGUCGUAUGUGUACAGAUUGUAAAGCCCUCUGAGGAUAAUUUUUAAUUUGUGAUAUUGGGCUAUACAAAAUAAACUGUAGAACUAAAACAUUCACAUUGGAGUAGGACAAGAAACCCUAUCCCAUUUGCAGUAAAUUCAGAACACGUUUUCAGAGGCGAAUGGUGUCUGAGGGAUAUUUGCAUAGUGAUUAUUGAUGAUCAUUUGAUCGCUCUGUGUAGUGGUUUGAAGUGGUUUGUCAGUUAAGUAUUUAGUGUUUUCUGAUUCUAGCUGAUGUUUUUGGAUAAAGAGCCCUUGGUCAUCUCUAGUGUAUUUCCUGUAGCUCCUCUUUUUAAAGGAAAUGAAGAUCCUGCUUUAGUGCUGAUUAUUGUUUUGAUACUGACAUUUUUAUGAGGUUUUCCAGUCUAAAUGUUGAUAGUUACACUGUCUCUUAAGCUGCUUUGUACAAUUAUCCUCUGUGAUAGUAUACUUCAAUAUCUUCUCUAUACAUAUUAGCCCUCACACAGGGUCGUCUAGUCUCAUUGCUUUAACACUGGAAUCACAAUAUGCAAAUGGUAGGCAGAUGAAUCCAGUAGAAUCCGAUUUUGGUAAUGUGUAAAACAGAUGAAAUGAGCCUUAAACAUGCCGUGAACUGAUUGUCAUACAUGUGGUAGUAGCAAGAAGGCAGCAAAAUGGAUGUGUUAAUGCUUAUAAUGGAAUAAAGGAUGCAUGGAAGUGUG
Messenger RNA from Cyclopterus lumpus (lumpfish), 4111 nucleotides. RefSeq names its product abhydrolase domain containing 17C, depalmitoylase (gene abhd17c). Bases 402 to 1286 code for a protein of 294 amino acids. Gene Ontology annotation, molecular function: palmitoyl-(protein) hydrolase activity. Lineage: Eukaryota; Metazoa; Chordata; Actinopteri; Perciformes; Cyclopteridae. Gene Ontology annotation, cellular component: endosome membrane; plasma membrane. Gene Ontology annotation, biological process: protein depalmitoylation. The record is from RefSeq and is a predicted model, not a curated record. The transcript is spliced from 3 exons.